This is a messenger RNA of Penicillium soppii, 948 nucleotides long. RefSeq lists its product as uncharacterized. Lineage: Eukaryota; Fungi; Ascomycota; Eurotiomycetes; Eurotiales; Aspergillaceae. The record is from RefSeq and is a predicted model, not a curated record. The transcript is spliced from 3 exons. Bases 1 to 948 code for a protein of 315 amino acids.
AUGUCUCUCGCAAAGAACAUCCUCCUCUUCGGUGCAACAGGAAACAUCGGCUCCUUCAUCCUGGACGCCCUUCUCUCCGCCCGCUCCCAAUUCACCCGCAUUGCAAUCUUCACUUCCCCGCACACAGCACAAACCAAAGCCAAUCAACUCUCCAAACUAAAGCAGCAAGGUGUAGAAGUGAUAACAGGCAACAUCGAAGACGAAGAAGCAGUCAAGGCCGCAUACGCAGGAAUCGACACCGUAAUCUCAGCACUGGGACGCGAUACCCUGGCACAGCAAAUCCCUCUCAUCCGCCUCGCAGCCGCUAGCAAGGACGUGAGAUGGUUCCUGCCGUCCGAGUAUGGCACGGACAUCAAGUACGGCCCUGCUUCUGCGAAUGAGAAGCCCCACCAGCAGAAGCUGAAGGUGCGCACUUAUCUCGAGGAUGAGGUUUCCCGCGAUGACCUGACCUUUUCGUAUGUUGUUACUGGGCCGUUCGCGGAGAUGUAUCUGCAUGUGGUGCCGGGGCUUGAGGAGGCCGGUGGAUGGGAUGUUAAAAGGCGGAAGGCGAUUUUGUUACAAGGGAAGGACAUUAGUUUGACGACUAUGAAAGAUGUUGGGACUCUUGUUCUGAAUACCCUACUUCAUGCUACGGCCGAGACGCGUAAUGCUGCGCUGUGUGUCAAUUCGUUUACUACUACGCCUGAGAAGAUUCAGGCGGAGUUUGAGCGCCAGCUUGGUGGGCAGGCGUGGGAUGUUUCUCAGACCUCGUUGGCGAGGCUGCGGGAAUUGGAAGCUGCGGCUUGGGAUGAUGGAAAGCCGGCUGCUACGGUGUUGACUCUGAGACGGAUUUGGACUGAGGGCGGCACGUUAUAUGAGAAGAGGGCCAACAGUCUGAUAGGAGAGCCUAAGGUGAUGGGGUUGGAGGAGGUUGUUGCGAAUGAAAUUGCGAGAGUGGCGAAUUUGUAG